AUGCUGCUCUUGGGGGUGCUGCUAAUAAAUGUACUGCUGGCAACUGGAAUAUCAGGGUCAUCGAGUUCUUUGCUUCAUGAGCCAUUGACCUCCCGUUGCAGCCUUUUUGGGACUGAUCACAUCAAAACUUUCGAUGGCUCUUUCUACAGCUUUGUUGGGGACUGCAGUUAUGUCCUUGCAGGCGACUGCCACAAGCACUCCUUCACACUCUUAGGUGACUACCAGGAUGGGGAGAAAAUUGGUUUCUCUGUGUACCUUGGAGAAUAUUUUAGUCUUCACUUUUCUCUAGAUGGAAGAGUGACAAAGGAAGACAAAAGGAUUUCCAUACCUUUUGCCUCCAAUGGCCUAUUUGUGGAGAAGGAAGCAGGUUACUAUAAAAUAUACAGCAACGAGCAUGGCUUUGAGGUGAAGAUGGAUACCAGUGGCAACAUUCAGAUACUCUUGAAAGAAAAGCACUAUAAUAAGACCUGUGGGCUGUGUGGUAACUUGAAUAGGUUCGCUGAAGAUGACUUCAGAACUCAGGAAGGGACCCUUGUGGCAAACAGCUAUGAUUUUGCAAACUCCUGGGCUUUGCACAGUGAGAACAAGAGGUGCAAGAGAGUGCUGACUCCGAGCAACACCUGCAACAUUUCUUCUGAUAUUGCAGAGAAGGGUGUCAUGGAAACCUGUCAGCUGCUAAGGACGUCUUUGACCUUCUCCCGGUGCCACCAUCGGGUCGAUCCGGAGCCCUACAUCAGUCUGUGUGAGAGAGACAUUUGUUCUUGUACCCAGCACGUGGACUGCCACUGCUCAGCCUUCCUGGAUUAUGCAAGGAGCUGUGCUCAAGAAGGAGUGAUUUUGGAUGGGUGGCCUGAAGAGAGCUCAUGCAGGCCAAGUUGUCCAGUUGGCAUGGAAUAUAAGGAGUGCAUAUCCCCCUGUGCCAGAACCUGUCAGAGCCUGAAUAUCAACGAAGUGUGCCAUGGACAAUGUGUUGAUGGCUGCAGCUGCCCUGAGGGGAAGCUCCUUGAUGGUGAACACUGCAUUGAAACCUCUGACUGCUCCUGCAUCCACUCUUGCAACAUUCCUCCUGGCUUCUCCAUCUCCCAGGACUGCAACUCAUGCAUCUGUAGACGUGGCACCUGGAUCUGUAGCAACGGGGAAUCCCAGGUAUGUCCUGGAGAAUGCUCUGUCACUGGCCAAUCCCAUUUCAAAAGCUUUGACAACAAGUAUUUCACCUUCAGUGGCAUUUGUCAGUACUUAUUUGCCAAGGACUGCCUGGACAACUCCUUCUCUGUGAUCAUCGAGACUGUGCAGUGUGCAGAUGAUCCUGAUGCUGUGUGCACUCGCUCAGCCUCUGUCCAAAUCCGUGAUAUGGACAACAGCCUCAUUAAAAUGAAACAUGGAGGAGGAGUUUCACUGAACGGACAAGACAUACAGAUCCCUCUGGUGCAAGGUGCUCUCCGUCUCCAGCGCACAGCGAGGGCUUCAGUUCGCCUCACCUAUGGGGAAGAUAUGCAGAUUGACUGGGAUGGUCGUGGUGAACUCCUAGUGAAGCUCUCUCCAGUCUAUUCUGAAAGGACGUGUGGGCUGUGUGGAAAUUACAAUGGUAACCAAGGGGAUGAUUUCCUUACACCUUCUGGCAUGGUGGAAACUCUUCUGGAAGAUUUUGGGAACUCCUGGAAGCUCAGUGCGGACUGCCAGAACCUGUUGAAACAAGACAGUGAUCCCUGCAGUCUCAAUCCUCGUUUAGCUAAAUAUGCCGAGGACUCCUGCUCAGUUCUGAUGUCCUCUGCAUUUGAACCCUGUCACCAUGAAGUCAGUCCCACACCCUACGUGAAGAACUGCCAGUUUGAUGUUUGCUCAUGCUCCAGUGGCAAGGAUUGCCUGUGCUCUGCUAUUGCUUAUUAUUCAGCAGCCUGUGCUAGGAAGAGUGUCCAGGUCCAGUGGAGAGCACCUGACUUCUGUCCAAUGACCUGCCCUGAAGGCCAAGUGUACCAACAGUGUGGGACACCCUGCAACCAGACCUGCAGAUCUCUGUCCUAUCCGGAUGAAUCCUGUGAUGACAUCUGUGAAGGAUGCGACUGUCCCCCUGGGCACUACAUGGAUGAGCAGCAGCAGUGUGUGCCCAGGUCUCAGUGCUCCUGUUAUUAUGAUGGUGAGAUCUUCCAGCCAGAGGACAUCUUUUCAGAUCAUUACACUAUGUGCUAUUGUGAGAAUGGUUUCAUGCACUGCAGUACCAGCAGAGCUCCUGGUGCCUUCCUGCCAGACACUUUCAUUGAUGAGAGGCCAUCUGCAGAAGUUAUCAAAGAUAGCUUGAACAUGCAGAUACCCAUGGAAAGAUUGGUCUGUCCUUGCAAACAACCCCAGAGCUGAAGGGUGGAGUGUGCCAAAACUUGCCAGAAUUAUGACUUGGAGUGCAUCAGCCAUGGUUGCAUAUCUGGAUGCCUCUGUCCAAAAGGGAUGGUGCGACAUGAGAACAAGUGCGUUGCUCCCGAGAGGUGCCCCAUGUUUUCAGAUGGAAGAGAGUAUGCCAAGGGAGACAUGGUGACUAAUGACUGCAACACCUGUGUGUGUCAUGGUCGAAAGUGGGAAUGCACCCAGAAUGCCUGUGAUGGCACCUGUACAGUUAUUGGCACUGCUCAUUAUAUGACCUUUGAUGGGCUGAAAUACAAGUUUCCAGGAAACUGUCAAUAUGUGCUAGUUCAGGAUUUCUGCAACGAUAACUCUGGAACCUUCCGGGUCCUAAUCUCAAACGAAGGCUGUGGCUUCACUGGAGAAAAGUGCACCAAAAGGGUUCUCAUUCUGUAUGGAGGAGGAGAAACAGAAUUGUUCAAUGGAAACGUGAACAUCAAAGUUCCUCCUAAGGAUGACAGUGAUAUAGAAGUGAUGAGAUCUGGCCGUUACUACAUCAUUUCACUGGGCAAAAGCAUCAGUGUGACCUGGGAUCUGGCCAUGGGAGUCUCAGUUAUCUUAAAAGGCAAUUUCAAAGAUCAAGUGUGUGGUCUGUGUGGAAAUUUUGAUGGAAUCCAAAACAAUGAUUUGACCAGCAGCAGUGAACACAUUGAAGUAGAUCCAGUCGACUUUGGGAAUUCUUGGAAAGUUAAUCCAUACUGUGCUGAUGUUGAAAAGCCCAGCCAGCAACAGACCUUGAUGUCUCCACUGUGUGAUGGAAACAUAGUGAAGCAGGUGAUGGUAGAAACAUCAUGCAGCAUUUUGGCUGGGGAGCUCUUUGAAGAGUGCAGAAAACUUGUGAAUCCUGAGCCCUACAUAGAUAUUUGCAUGUAUGACACUUGUGCUUGUGAAUCUAUUGGGGACUGUGCUUGCUUCUGUGAUGCCAUAGCAGCCUAUGCACAUGUGUGUGCACAAAAAGGGGUUGCUGUUCACUGGAGAUCAUCAUCUCUGUGCCCACAAAGCUGUGAGGACAUGAAUAAACAAGAAUUAGAUUAUCAGUGUGAAUGGAGGUAUAACAGCUGUGGACCUGCCUGCCCUACAACGUGUCAGCACCCACAGCCAUUGGAGUGCCCUCUGCGGUGUGUGGAAGGAUGCCAUAUACACUGUCCUGCAGGGAAAAUACUUGAUGAACUGUCUCUGGAUUGUGUCAGUCCAGAAGAAUGUCCCAUCUGUGAAGCUGGAGAUAUCAAGAUCCCACAUGGAAGGAGAACAGUUUUGAACAGAGAUGAUCCACAGCACUGCCAGUCCUGCCUGUGUGAAGGGAAGAAUUUAACCUGUGUAGCCUGUGAACCGAUGGAAGAGGCCCUAAUGCUGACCACACCUAUUCCAGAGGAGGACAUUGAGCUACCAGCCAGUGCAUACUCCUGCAGCAAGAUGAUGGACUUGGCCUUCCUAAUGGAUGGUUCCAACAAGCUGUCAGAGGAGGACUUUGAACAGCUGAAGACUUUCAUAACUGGCAUGAUGAAGAAACUCCACAUCUCCAGAAGAAUCCGAGUCUCAAUCCUAGUCUAUAGAGCUGGCCCCACAAUCUACCUCGGCCUGAAAGAUAUCAAACCACAAUCCCAGAUGAGAAAAAUUGUCCAAGGCAUAAAAUACACAGGGGACCAAGUAGCAUCUGCCCCGGAAGUCCUAAGUACAUUGUGUUUCAUUGUCUUUGGGAGGCAUGAAAGGACCAACGCUGCCAGGAUUGCAGUGCUCUUACAGCCAGCAAGUCUCCCAGGGAAACUCCGCAACAUUGUCACUGUUCUGAAGAACAAAAAAAUUGCAGUGAUGCAUGUGGGGAUUGGCCCCCACGUUAGUGUGGAGCAGAAGUUCAUCGAGAGGCAGUCACCGGAUAACAAAACCGUCCUUGUGAACAAUGUUGAGCUGACGGAGAAUAGGGAUCUCUCAUCGAUCACACUGUGUGAUCUUGGACCUGAAGAAAGUAUGCUGUUGCAAUCUACGUCUGCGACCGUAUCCAGCACCUCAGUCCCCUUCUGGGGACUCACACAGCACCACCCUUCUUUUCUGAAAAAGCCCACUGUCAAAAAGCUGGACAUUGCUUUUGUUGUGGAAGGAUCUGAUAGCCGUAGGGAGGAGAAUUUCAGUAUUGUCAAGAACUUCCUUGAGAGGGUGAUUGGGGAAUGGAUGUUGGGUCAGGAAGAUAUUCACAUCACAGUAAUGCAGUACUCAGAAGGUGUUACUCUGGAGUAAUCCUUUAGGGAAAUACAGUCAAAGGAAAGUAUUAUUGAAAAGGUGAAGAGCAUCCCCUACCAAGGGAGGAAGGCUACCAACACAGGGAAUGCUCUUGAUUAUAUAUCCAAGCACACCAUUUACAGCAGUGAAUGGGGCAGGCAAGAUGUCCCUCACUUAGUAUAAGGGGUCAGCCUCCCUUCCACUGACGUCAUCACCACUGACCUCCCCGGCAGCAUAAACGUGAUUCCCAUAGGCAUAACUCCCAAUGCUAAUAUCGAAGAGCUCAGGAAAAAUAAGUCAACCUCAUGACCCAAUUGUCUGCACAGUUAUAGUGCACUUCUUCAAGCACCUGGGUUAGUGCUGCAGUCGUGCUGCUCCCAAAAAAUCUGGGCAGGAAUUCCAGAGAUGUGCAACAAACCAAUGGAUGUCAUGUUUCUUCUGGAUGGAAGUUCCAAUAUUGGAGCAUCAGAAUUUGAGGAAAUGAAAAGCUUUGUACGGGCAUUUAUUGACAGUGUUGACAUCAGCAAUACUUCAAUUCAUGUGGCAGUUCCAGUAUGCAGGGAAAAUCAUCUAGAGAUUCCAUGGAAUGUGCCUCAAGAGCCUGUAAGGCUCGCAGAGAUGGUGCACUCGAUCCAACAAAGGGGCAAGGUCCUACAGGCUGGGAACUCCAAGAGAGCAGCCAUUGAUUUUGUAGUUCAGAAUGCCAUGGCGGAAUCUCACGGAGGGAGACCCAGCGCAUCCAAAGUCACCAUAGUCAUCGUGUCGGGGAGAUCAGAAGACACUCUGGAGGCUGCUGCGCUUGCUGCAAGGAUGAACAGGGUAUCUCUAUUUCCAAUUGGAGUUGGAAGUGGAUACGAUGAAGAGCAGCUAAGGAUUUUGACUGGGCCAGCAGCUGCUAACAGAAUCAUGAAGCUUCAGCAUUUUGAAGACUUGUCCACCAUGAUCACAUUGAAUAGUGAAUUUAUCAACAAAGUCUGCAUGGACCCUGUCAGAGAAUGCAUAGAUGAGGACGGAAACAAAAAAAAGCCUGGUGAUAAAUGGACGUUGCCAGAACAGUGUCACACUGUGACAUGCUUUCCAGGAGAUUACACAGUUCUGGAGAGCCACCAACUUAACUGUGAGAGGAUGCCAAAGCAAAAUAUAAUGGUCCAUGUCAUUCCUGUGUUGAGGGCUCCAGAGUUGGAUGCAGUACUCCAGGGUGUGUGUAUUGGGAGUUCAUCUCGACAUAUUGUCACCUUUGAUGGGCUGAAUUUCAAGCUGACUGGCAAUUGCUCCUACACCUUAUUUCGAGACAUUGAACAUAUGUUGAAGUUUCUGCUUCAUGAAGGCCCAUGCAGAGCAACACCAAGGAUGAACUGUAUGGACUCCAUUGAAGUGAAACACCAUGCUGUAUCUGUCCAGCUCUUCAGUGACAUGGCAGUGGCUGUUAAUGGGGAAAGGGUUUCCAUCCCUUAUUCCAGCAGUUUGUUUGAAGUCACUAUCUAUGGAACAAUAAUGCAUGAAAUCAAGUUCUCCCUUGGACAUAAUCUCACAUUCACUCCAAGAAACAAUGAAUUCAUUCUUAAACUUAAUUUCAAGAGCUUUUCUUCAGGAACACAGGGGCUUUGUGGGGUGUGUGACCAGAACCAUGUCAAUGACUUCACCCUACAUGAUGGGUCUGUCACUUCUGACAGCAGCACGUUUAUCCAAGACUGGACAGUGGAAAAGCCAGGGAAGACAUGUGAAAUGUGGAGAGAAGACAAAUGCUCUGAGCAUGCGUUGAGUCUCUGCCAACUUCUGCUCUCCCAUAAGUUUGCAGUGUGCCACAUGGUCAUCCCCCCCAACUUGUUCUAUGAGGCCUGUGAAGAGAGCAGCUGCUAUGAGGAUGAAGCCUGUGAAAUGAUCACUUCCUACGCUCACAUCUGCAGGGAGAACGGAGUCUGCAUAGACUGGAGGACACCUGAAAUUUGUCCAAUGAAAUGUCCUGCAUAUUUGUCAUAUGAUCACUGCCACAAAGCCUGCAUAAAGCACUGUGAGAAUGGCACCAACCUCAGUGUCUGCAAGGAUUAUCCCACAGAAGGUUGCUUCUGUCCAGAUGGACAGGUGACUUUUAACCACAGCUGUGUUGCUGAAGAGGUCUGCACACAGUGUGUCACUGAAGAUGGCACCCACCACCAGCACAUGGAAACAUGGAUUCCUGACAAUGAGCCUUGCAAGAUCUGCACGUGUCUGGAUAACAAGGAAAUCAACUGCUCUGUCCAACCUUGCCCUGCUGCUAAAUCCAUCCAGUGUGGUCCCUGUGAGGUCCCUCGUCUGCGCAGGGACAGUAGCCAGUGCUGCCCUGAAUUUGAGUGUGUCUGUGAUCUGGUUUCCUGUGAUUUGCCUCCUGUCCCUGUCUGUGAGUUUGGCCUGCAGCCUGCCCUAACCAACCCUGGAGAAUGUAGACCUAAUUAUACAUGUGUCUGUAAUAGAGAAGCAUGCAGCACAAUUCAGAGACCUUCCUGCCCGCCUCAUCAAGAGCUGACUGUCAAGAAGACUGAGUGCUGUGACAGCUAUGAGUGUGCCUGCAACUGCACAAAUUCAACCCUGAGCUGCCCUCUGGGAUACCUCUCCAGAUCUCUCACCAAUGAGUGUGGCUGUGUGUCUACCACCUGUGUGCCAGGCAGGGUGUGUGUGCACAACAACAUAAUCUACCCCAUCAGGACAACCUGGGAAGAUGGUUGCAAGGAAUGCUCUUGCACUGAUAUGAGAGAUGAUGUUACAGGACUUCAGGUGAUGGAGUGUCAUGACAAAGCGUGUGACACGUUCUGCUCCCGGGGCUACAGGUAUAUUGUCCAAGAAGGGGAGUGUUGUGGCAGAUGCCAGAAGACUGCCUGUGAGGAGCAGCUGUUCUGGUCUCGGGGCGAUGCAGAUUCUCGUUUGCAUGAGGUUGGCACAGAGUGGAGAUCCCCCCUCAACCCUUGUGUUGUGAAUGAGUGUGUCCGGGUCAACAAUGAGGUUUUCGUGCAGCAGAAGAAUCUUUCUUGCUCUCAGAUGGAUGUGCCUGACUGUCCAGAGGGAACUGAACUACGCUGUGACCAAGUCAUAGACUGCUGCCCUUCCUGCAGAUGUGUACCCCUGAAUGGUUGUCCUUUGAAUGGCACUGUUAUUGGGAGUGGAGAACGCCUAAUGGUAGAUCAGUGCACGACCUGCCUUUGCUCUGCCCAGUCAACAGCUUCUCGGAGAUACACCCUGACCUGGACAAAACUGUCCUGUGAGCCGUGCCCAAUGAAUUACAAGAGACAGGAGAUCUCUGGCUCUUGCUGUGGAAGAUGUGUGCCAACUUCAUGUGGCAUCAGGCUGAGAGAUGGAAGGAUGAAAUUCCUCCAGCCAAACGAAUCGCUUCAGGAUGGUUGUGACAGUCACUCUUGUAAAGUAAACGAGAAAGGGGAAUUUAUCUGGGAGAGGAGAAUCACUGGCUGUCCUCCCUUUGAUUCCAGAAGAUGUCUGGCUGAAGGAGGCAGAAUUGCAAAGAUUGGCAGUACCUGCUGUGACACAUGUAAAGAAGUUGAAUGUCGACCUGUAAGCACCCAGGACUUGCAGUAUGAGAAAGUCAAUGGGUGUGUAGCUGAAAAAAGGUGCGCAAUUUCUCAUUGUGAGGGCAAGUGCAGAAGCAACACCAGAUACUCUGCUCAGAAAGGGCAAUGGGAGGACGUGUGCAGCUGCUGCACAGCCACUCAGACCACCAUGGUGACAAUCCCCCUGAGGUGUGCCAACGGGACAGUGGUGCAGCAUUACAUCCCUUCUGCCUCUCAGUGUGAGUGCCUCCCUCGGAAGUGCACAGAAUGAAGAUCUCCAAGGACUUUAAUCUCAAGCUUUAUGAUGAAGGAACUUCACAGUGCAAGCCUCAUUACUCUCUGUAGACAGUUUUACGCAGUAGAAUCCUAACUAGUGGUAUCAACAUAGCAAGCAAUAAAGCUUACUAGCUCAA
Pogoniulus pusillus (Red-fronted tinkerbird) is the source of this 8554-nucleotide messenger RNA. It is a transcript of the gene VWF, whose product is annotated as von Willebrand factor. Gene Ontology annotation, molecular function: protein binding. Gene Ontology annotation, biological process: blood coagulation; cell-substrate adhesion. The record is from RefSeq and is a predicted model, not a curated record. Gene Ontology annotation, cellular component: extracellular matrix. Lineage: Eukaryota; Metazoa; Chordata; Aves; Piciformes; Lybiidae.